This is a messenger RNA of Epinephelus lanceolatus (giant grouper), 3521 nucleotides long. RefSeq names its product RNA binding motif protein 44 (gene rbm44). Lineage: Eukaryota; Metazoa; Chordata; Actinopteri; Perciformes; Serranidae. The record is from RefSeq and is a predicted model, not a curated record. Gene Ontology annotation, molecular function: RNA binding.
CGUUAAGCUAGCUAACCGUUAAUUAGCUGGCUAGACGUUAAGCUAGCUAACCGUUAAUUUGCUGUUAGCCGUUAAGCUAGCUAACCGUUAAUUAGCUGGCAAGCCGUUAAGCUAGCUCAUCGUUAAUAAGGCUGGUGUUAAUUUUUCAGUCGUGAUGGAGCCACACUGGUCGACGGCUGCUUAUUCCGAUUUUCGGACAGUUUCGCACACUCAACCCAUGGCUGUGUUUCAGACAGUGUGGCCUGCUUUCCCCAUCACGUUACCGGAGGAGCAGACCGUUCACAGGCUGCCAUACGCGGUGGCGCCGUUACCCUGUUAUUACAAUAUGGUGAUUGGAGGGCCGAGUCCAACAGAGAUAAGGAAACUGUUUCUGAACAGGUCUGUAUUUGAUUUGGUGGAUGCUCAUAUCUGCCUCGCCUUAACUGACCCCAGGCUGCUGGGUUGGUAUCUCAGUUUGUGUCCAGAGGACAGAAGGAUCAUUCAAGAUGAUGGAGGGUUCAACCAGUUCCUGCAAAGACAUCCUGCCUUAGAACUGUCGAGGCAUCAUGUUUAUGUGAGGAAAACACCCCGUACACAUCCAGACAUGGAGGUGCCUCCCAGAGUGAGGGAGACAUUGACCCUGCUUGGCCGGAGCAACAGGGGGGAUGGAUCACCAACGCAUCCACAUGAAGGAAUCUACCACACCAAACAGCAAGUCCACCAGCAGGACCACAUCCAAACAACCUACGUCAGCCCCGUCACACAGGAACGAACCCAUCAGAAAGCCCAUUCAGUGAGGGGUUCCACCCAUGUGAACGAACCAAGGCCGUCACAGCAGAUGGCGAGCUGUAGCAGCAGUGCAGCUGUGAGGAAGGAUCCAACAGCCCUGGUGAGCUUCUCUCUGGAUGUGGAGCUGGAGAGAUGCAGACAGGGAGGACAGCCUGAGCUCAGGAGCCAGACUGCAGUGACACAGUGCCAAUGUGCUGAAUGCAGAUAUGCUGAAGUCAGUCCCUUACACUCAGAAGUGCCAACAGCUGAAAAAGGUUCAUCUCUUGAGUUCUGCAGCUUUGACAGUAACCACAUGGAUGCUGCUGAGUACAAUGACGAGAGUGUCAGCUCUCCUCUGGACCCAGCUGAGGAAAACAGCACCGUGGAGGGGUGUCAGGAUUACGUGGUUAAUGGUAAUGAGUACACUGAAGAUAAUGAUGAAGGUAUCCUUACUUUUGAAGACCACAUGGACAGCUUCCACAGCAUCAUGGAGGACGAUAAGAGCAUUGUUGUCUGUGUGAGCAGCAAAGAUGUGAAAGCUUGUAACAAUGGGGUUCAGUCAGGUCCAGUCACUGCGGAUAGUGAAGCAGCCGGCAGUGAGAUGUUGAAGUCUGAUCAGACUGUCAUCAAGAAGAAGACUACAGAAAGGUACACCUCCCCUGUGCCCUGCGUUUCUACCUGUGACAUUAUGGUCAGCACUGAGCCGCUACUGUGCACGUCAGCUGUCACCCAAACAGAUGAUCCAGAAACAGCUGACAAGCAUGUCAUCACUGAAGUCCACAUGGCAGAUCUGGACUAUCUUGCAGAGGAAUUUAUCAAACUCAGCACGGCUCAGCAGGAACUGAGAGCGCUAAAGGAGAACCGUGAAAGUUCUGGCUGUCAGUUGAGGAAGGAAUGUGACUGUGUCCACCGUGCUCAGCAGGCAGAACUGUCCCUGCUGGCCCUGCAGUACAGCAUGUGCAGACACUACUGCUGGAGUCUCUGCUGUACCUCUGCUGAUGGAGGCCAGCUCAACCCAAAGGCAGGUAACCCUGCUGUGGACAUUGUAAGUGCUCUGCAGAAACUGGAAGCUGACUUUAAUCAGAUGAGAGAGAGGAUCCUGUCAGGAGUUCCUCUGGAGCAACUUAAUCCUCUGACUGUUGAUUUUGGGAAGGUGACCACAGCAGCCAAUUACACCCCUGCACAGACCACAGGUGAUGUGCUGGGGAUUGUUCCAUCCUGCAGCUCCCAGGAGCCACAGAAACAAGAUACAUCAGGUGACGAAAACAGACGUCCCUGUAACCAAAGCAGAAGUGGCAGCCAGGUCAAGAAGGAGGAGAGCAAAUCGAGGAGAGCUGUCACUCUUAUCCCUCAGGGUAGAGAUGCUACACACAGAGCAGACAAGCCAGAGGAAAAGCAGACAAAAGCUGAAUGCAAAGAGCUCAACACAUCUGAGGCGUGGUACGAUGCUGAAGAAGACCUGGAGUGUGCAGGACCUGUGGAGGCUGCUGACACGGGACAGGACCCAGCAGUGAACGCUGAAGAUAACGAAUCAGCCAGUGAGGAGGUGAAGAGCUCAGUACUGUGUGUUUCCAACCUACCCAGAGAUGUGACAGAGAGUGAUGUGAUGCAGUGGUUUGAGAAAUACCAUCCCACUGAGGUCAGCAUCUUGGCUUUAAAGAAUGAUUUGAGAGUUGCCAUAGUGAUAGUAAGUGGAGUCCACUCUGCCGAAGCUGCAGUGAGAGAGCUGAAUGGCUGCUGCAUGGAAGGCCGUACUUUACAUGUGAAGCACAUCAACAGAGCCAGUGAUGGAAGCCAGAGCCAGGCCUCCGCCUCCGUCAGUGGGCCGGAGCCUUCACAGGAGGCCGCCAAACCACAAAACUCCAACACUCACUCCAGCAGCUCCGAAAGAGAGCUGAUAACUCGGCCUCCGCUCAGCUCCAGCAUCAAGACCAGGAAGGUGGUCUGCAUCUCGCCCACAGCGAAGGGAAUCUGCGUGCCCCAACACUACGGCACCAUGGGCAGCUUCGAGACCCUGAUGGCAGAGCUAACACAGCUCCACCCAGACGUCGGACGGCAGAGGAUUGUGGAUGCUUUGCUCAAGCUGAAGGCCAAACACCAGGGUGUCCUCAGCGGCCUGCCCCUCCGCACAAUCAGAGAGAUGAUAUCUGAGCUGCUGACCAGGCCGGCGAGAGCCACACAGUCAUGAGGAGGCUUCAAAAUGUUUCUUUUUGUUAGCAGUGAUUUGUUAGAACGGCAUCUAAACCCCUCAGAGUUUUCUUUACACCUCAGAUAUUUGAACAAAUGGGGAAAUUAUUCAUCUAAAAAGAGUUUGAAGAGUAGUUUAUAAUCCAUCGUAGCAUCAGAUCGUUGAUGAGAGCAGUUUCUUUUGGAUGUUCAGUAAGUGUUACAUUGAAAGUUGAAGGGCCUCACACAGCGCCUCCUCUGUCAGUUAUCUGACAGUUAAAUUAGUUUUAAAGAAAAUUUUAUUAUUUUAAUCUUAUUUUUAAUUAAAGUUUAUAAAGAUUUCUGAAACUGUUUUAAGUUGCACACAGCUGUAUAUGCAGCAGCUUAGUUUGGAUUCAGUCAAUAAAAGACUUAGUUUAAAAAACUUUCUACCUCAGCUUUGUUGUGGUCGUCGUGAGCAUUGACUCAAGCGCUUUUCAUUUCAGUUGUUCAAAGAAGCUGUGUUGGCAUGGGAAACAUGUUUACAUUGCCAAAGCAAGCGUUAAAAUGAAAACCAAACAAAUGUACAAUAAGUAAAGAUCUACUAGAAUAAAGAUGUGCAAACAGCU